Molecule: messenger RNA, 630 nt
Organism: Trichophyton verrucosum HKI 0517
Lineage: Eukaryota; Fungi; Ascomycota; Eurotiomycetes; Onygenales; Arthrodermataceae
Exons: 1
Source: RefSeq, a predicted model, not a curated record
ACACACCCAGACCAGAUGAAUGCUGCAGACAGAAAUGCAGAGAACGAGAGAGGCAGGAUGUGUAUGAUUGAAGUGUUGAGAGAGCGAGGAAGUGUGAGGUGUGGAAGAAGAGGAGGAGAGAGGCGGACGAGGAGGGGAGGAUCGCCAGUUAGUCUAGUUGCGGUUUGGUGGGGAUUUUUGAGGUAUUACUGUCUUCCUCCCCUUUUAACGACCGCCCAUGAAUAUGACUUCAUCCUCCCCAGCACCUCAACCACCUCACUCGCUCCCACGCCUACAUACAACGCCAGUGCCUACGAGUGCCUACGGGUGCUGCCAGCAGCCUGCGGUCUACAGUCAACGGUCUGCUUCAUAGUGCUUCCCCCCUGCCUGGCUCUGAAGACGGCUAUUCAGUCUUCUAGCCUCGCUCUAAAGCUUGCCCUGGGACGCCCGCCAGUCUGGCUCGAUAUGGCAGCAGACACGGAAGACCCCCUUCUAUCCAUCCGGAUUGCUCUGGAAACGGAUGAAAUGAAACAACUGCCAUCCUAUAAGAGACGGUCCUGGCCCUGGAAAUGGGCCCUGAUCCGAUGGUUGCAUCUCCUUCGUGCUUCUCCACACGGCGUACCAAAGAUCAGAGGCAUCAUCUGUGCUUGA